AUGGCCAUGGCCAAACUAAAUCAGAUCACAAAAGUAAAAAUCAGAUGUCGUGUAUCUGGGAAGGAGACUGCUCUUCUGCGACUGGAGGAUGACUCAGCUGUCCUGGAUAUUAACUACGAAGGAGAAGCUACUGUGAGCAUCCAUGUGCAGGGUGUUACCGUUCCAUAUUUUUGCAAUGAGAAGAUUGUGGUCCUCCUGCAGCGCCUAAAGCCUGAGAUCAAGGAUGUCAUUGAGCAACUCAAUCUGGUCACUACCUGGCUGCAACUACAGAUACCUCGGAUAGAGGAUGGGAAUAACUUUGGAGUGGCUGUCCAGGAGAAGGUGUUUGAGCUGAUGACCAGCCUUCACACCAAGCUGGAGGGCUUCCACACUCAAAUCUCUCAAAUCUCUAAGUACUUCUCAGAGGGGGGCGACGCAGUGGCCAAAGCAGCCAAACAGCCCCACGUGGGUGAUUAUCGACAGCUGGUGCACGAGCUGGACGAGGCAGAGUACCAGGACAUCCGGCUGAUGGUCAUGGAGAUCCGUAAUGCUUAUGCUGUGUUAUACGACAUCAUCCUGAAGAACUUCGAGAAGCUCAAGAAGCCCCGUGGAGAAACAAAGGGAAUGAUCUAUUGAGCCCCCUCUCUCAUUCCAUGAUGGGGUACAAUAGAGACCUUCCUGCUCUUCAUUGGGAAUUAUAGACUGUAUCCAAUCUUCUUCCUGCUGGGGUUUCCCCCUUACUCUGCCUCCCAAACACAAUAAAUAUAUGGUUGCCC
This is a messenger RNA of Alexandromys fortis (reed vole), 755 nucleotides long. RefSeq names its product proteasome activator complex subunit 1-like. The coding region runs from base 1 to 615 and encodes 204 amino acids. NCBI's taxonomy places the organism in Eukaryota, Metazoa, Chordata, Mammalia, Rodentia, Cricetidae. Gene Ontology annotation, biological process: positive regulation of endopeptidase activity; regulation of proteasomal protein catabolic process; regulation of G1/S transition of mitotic cell cycle. The record is from RefSeq and is a predicted model, not a curated record. Gene Ontology annotation, cellular component: cytoplasm; proteasome activator complex; nucleoplasm. The transcript is spliced from 4 exons. Gene Ontology annotation, molecular function: endopeptidase activator activity.